Mollisia scopiformis is the source of this 890-nucleotide messenger RNA. RefSeq names its product glutathione-dependent formaldehyde-activating enzyme. Gene Ontology annotation, molecular function: zinc ion binding; S-(hydroxymethyl)glutathione synthase activity. The record is from RefSeq and is a predicted model, not a curated record. The coding region runs from base 84 to 647 and encodes 187 amino acids. The transcript has a single exon. NCBI's taxonomy places the organism in Eukaryota, Fungi, Ascomycota, Leotiomycetes, Helotiales, Mollisiaceae. Gene Ontology annotation, biological process: formaldehyde catabolic process.
GCCAAUUCUCAACUUGAUCACUGAUCUCAACAUCUAUCUUCUACUCAGAAACAGGCCAAAAAAAUUCAAUAAAACAAUACACAAUGACACCUCCUCUCCAUCCACUAAUCGACAAUGGCCUCAAAAAAGGACGCAGCGAUUUCCCAGGAGGAAAACUACACUGCCACUGCCGCAACGACAGAGUGGAAGUAUCUCUCUCCAGCAACGUGCUCCACAACCACGUCUGCGGGUGUUCCAAAUGCUGGAAGCCCAAGGGCGCACUCUUCGCUAUCAUCGCCGUCGUCCCGGUUGAGAACGUCAAAGUCGUCGCCAACAGAGACAAGUUGGUUGUCGUUGACAAAAGUGCCGUCAUCCAGCGCUACGCUUGUAAGCAUUGCGGGGUCCAUUUGUUGGGCCGCAUUGAGCAGGAUCAUGCGUUCAAGGGGUUGGAUUUUGUGCAUGUGGAGUUGUCGGAUGAGAAGGGGUGGCAGGAGCCGCAGUUUGCGGCGUUUGUUUCGUCGACUAUUGAGCAGGGAUUUGAUCCCAAGGAGAUGGAUGGUGUGAGGGCGAGGUUGAGAUCACUCGGGUUAGAGCCGUAUGAUGCUUUGUCGCCGGCGCUUAUGGACGCUCUGUCUACUUUUACGGGCAAGAAGUUGGGGAAGCUAUGAUUCACCGGGUGGAGGGGGAGUUCGUGGAUGCAAUUAAAAAGGAAAUUUGGAAUGAUAAAAUCGAAUAAAGGAUGCUGAUUGAGAGAUUUUUUUCACUUUGUUCUGUGAUACAAAAAUUAAGCUUAAAAGCAUGGAAGGUUCUGGUUGCUAGUCAAUGAACUGACUGAUCACAACGAUUUUUAGAUGCACUCGCAUACUGUAUCUUAAACUCGAGACGUCGUUUAAAUAUUAGUUUAUAUAGAG